Molecule: messenger RNA, 1239 nt
Organism: Aspergillus homomorphus CBS 101889
Lineage: Eukaryota; Fungi; Ascomycota; Eurotiomycetes; Eurotiales; Aspergillaceae
Gene: nbp35
Product: Fe-S cluster-binding ATPase
Exons: 2
Coding region: 109-1140 (343 amino acids)
Biological process (GO): iron-sulfur cluster assembly
Cellular component (GO): cytosol
Molecular function (GO): ATP binding; ATP-dependent FeS chaperone activity; 4 iron, 4 sulfur cluster binding
Source: RefSeq, a predicted model, not a curated record
CUUUUCCUUCAGGACUCUCUCGAACCAUUAAUAAAACUGUGUUCAAUAUUUCCGAUUGUUAGAUAAUAUUCGCAGUGAACCCAGAGAUCAGAUAGAACCCCGCGCAAAAUGGCACCUUCCCUCGAGGAGCCAACAACGGCGCAUUUCGACGCGCCCUCCAAGAUGGCACCGAAUCUCGUCGCGCCCGAGCCAGAGCACUGCCCUGGUCCCGAAUCCGAACAAGCCGGUCAAGGCGACGCUUGUGCCGGUUGCCCGAAUCAGCAAAUCUGCGCCUCCGCUCCCAAAGGCCCCGACCCCGACAUUCCCAUCAUCACCGAAAGACUAUCACAAAUCCGACACAAGAUCCUCGUGCUGUCCGGCAAAGGAGGCGUAGGAAAAUCAACGUUUACCUCGCUGCUCGCCCACGCGUUUGCUGCGAACCCCGAUUCCACAGUCGGCGUCAUGGAUACAGACAUUUGCGGGCCGUCGAUUCCGAAAAUGAUGGGAGUCGAGGCGGAGACUAUCCAUGUCAGCAACGCAGGCUGGAGUCCCGUCUGGGUUACAGAUAAUUUGGCUGCGAUGAGUGUACAGUUUAUGCUGCCCAACCGGGAUGAUGCGGUGAUCUGGCGAGGCCCCAAGAAGAACGGUCUCAUCAAGCAGUUCUUGAAGGAUGUGGACUGGGGAGAGAUGGACUACUUGGUUAUCGAUACACCUCCCGGAACUUCAGAUGAGCACUUGUCUGUCAACUCGCUGCUGAAAGACUCCGGUGUUGAUGGUGCGGUGGUCGUCACGACUCCGCAGGAGGUCUCUUUGCUGGACGUGCGCAAAGAAAUUGAUUUCUGUCGGAAGGCCGGUAUUCGUAUUCUGGGCUUGGUCGAGAACAUGUCGGGCUUCGUUUGCAAAAAUUGCAACACUGAGUCGCAAAUUUUCCGAGCUACCACUGGGGGCGGGAAGCGCCUCGCCAAGAAGAUGGGUAUUCCGUUCUUGGGCGCGGUACCUCUUGAUCCGAGAGUUGGAAUGGCGUGCGACUACGGCGAGAGCUUUGUGGAAAACUUCCCGGACAGCCCAGCUUCGAAGGCGAUCAAGCAGGUUGUGCGCUCGGUCGCGCAGUUCAUCGGCGAGGAACCGGACAACGUUCUGCCGGAGGACAUGGUCGAAUAAAAAGCAUUAUUUUCUUUCCUUUCAUGCCUGUCAGCGCGGUGCAUUGGGACAGCAAGCCAGGGGAUUCACGAUUUGCCAAUAUUGUUAGGCGUUUGGGCC